GAAAAUGAAAAUUCAGGAUAUUAAAAACAAUAUUAAAGAAGCUAUAGAGACAAUAGUGACGGCAAUGGGCAAUUUGGCACCUCCAGUUGAACUAGCCAAUCCAGAGAACCAGUUUCGAAUCGACUACAUCUUAAAUUUAGCUAACCAGAUAGACUUUGAUUUCCCACCAGAGUUUUAUGAACACACAAAAACACUUUGGCAAGACGAAGGUGUGAAAGCUUGCUACGAGAGGUCUAACGAAUACCAGUUGAUUGACUGUGCACAGUAUUUCCUAGACAAGAUUGACAUAGUCAAACAAAAUGAGUAUACACCGUCUGACCAGGAUCUUCUCAGAUGCAGAGUUUUGACAUCAGGAAUUUUUGAAACCAAGUUUCAGGUGGACAAAGUAAAUUUUCAUAUGUUUGAUGUUGGAGGGCAACGAGAUGAACGCCGAAAAUGGAUCCAGUGUUUUAAUGAUGUGACUGCUAUCAUAUUUGUGGUGGCCAGCAGUAGCUACAACAUGGUCAUAAGAGAGGAUAAUCAGACCAAUCGGCUUCAAGAAGCACUAAACCUCUUCAAGAGUAUCUGGAACAACAGGUGGCUACGGACCAUUUCAGUAAUCCUUUUCCUGAAUAAACAAGAUUUGCUAGCAGAGAAAGUUUUGGCAGGGAAAUCUAAAAUUGAAGACUACUUUCCAGAAUUUGCUCGCUACACUACACCAGAUGAUGCAACACCAGAGCCUGGUGAGGAUCCCAGAGUUACAAGGGCCAAGUAUUUUAUUAGAGACGAGUUUCUUAGAAUCAGCACAGCAAGUGGAGAUGGAAGGCACUAUUGCUAUCCUCACUUCACAUGUGCAGUGGAUACAGAGAACAUCCGGAGGGUUUUCAAUGACUGUCGGGACAUUAUUCAGCGCAUGCACCUUCGCCAAUACGAGUUGUUGUGAUGGAGAGCACUUUUUUCUGUGUUUUGGACUCCUUAUUCCUUAUUAAAAAGAAAAAAAAACACCCUUGCCCACAUAGGGUGGAAGAGAACUGUUUGAAUCUCCCAUUGAUUUGCACCCCUCAACUUUUUCUCCUUGCUGGACAAUAGCAGCACUUCUAAGCUUGCUUCUGUACCCCUCGGACAGUUUGAGAUGGCCCCUAACACUUACAGGCCGUUUCCAUGAGGAUUCCCUAACACUGUUAUUAACAAAAAAAAGAAAAAAAGAAAUAAAAACUAAUUAAUUAAAAGCCCUGAAUGUGGAGCACCUGAAAGAAUUGGGGAUAAAAAUUUAAAACAUACAAAAAAAAUUGGGGAGAGAAAACUUUAGGUAAUUUAGCACUGUUGUGGGCAUAAUCAUAUAACUCGUGAUCUCCACUUUGUUAUCAUUCACUGCAUCAGACAAAAGAAGGUGCCAAGUCACAGACCAAGUUUGAAGACAGACACUUGAGUUUUGGUUCUCUGACUGUAAUGUGGCUUUGAACGGAAAUACUGACAAUUCUGCAACAGACCUAGACAGUGCAAAAACCAACUGCUACCUUUCAGAAGGGUAUUUUUAAAUCCAGUCUUGGUGGUCUUAAGACAACCAUGGACAUUUAUGAAUUGAACUGCGUAUAGCCUGUGAUUGCAGAAAGAGUUAACCACACACUGUUUUCAGUUUGUCCACUGAUGAUCCCGUCUGCUAUAAAAAUCAUUAUCUGGACUGUAGUCCUCACAGUCUUUCCCUUCUUUUUCUUCUUCCCUCCCCUCAUUUUUUAUUUUACUGCUGGAUUAUUAUUCUUGUACAGACUGUAAAAUGUAUUAUUUUGUACAACUUUAUUGAAAAAAAUAACUUGUAGAAGAUCUUUGUGCCUUGAUUAUGGCUGUACCUGUACAAUGAGCUAAGAUGUAAGUAUGUUUGAUUGCGCUGUACAGCUUUGUCAACCCUAUCGGCAGCACUAGCUCAAGGUAGGGAAAAUUUAUCUGUAGUUUAGUUUUUCUGGUUUAUAAAAGAAGGAAAAAUACUGUUUAGUAAAAAAAAAAAAAAAAGAAAAAAAAGAAAAAAAAGUACAAAUUGUGCAAACUUAACCACUUUAAAAGUGAGGUCUUCAACAAGUGACCAGAUGUUGCAGCAUCAUGCUUUUUAAUUUUUAGCUUUAAUUCAUUUAAAUCUCUAUCCAAAUGCAAAACAUGGCUUGUUUCUACAUAAACCAAAUUUUGCUACAAAUUAUAAAUGUUAGUCUUUGGUCAUUCAUAGUCCUUUUUGCUAAAGACAAACAGAACAAUAACAGACACGUAGGGCGUCAUGCAGGUCUGGUGACCAUCUCUAGACUGGGCCAAAUACCCCACCAACCUCCACUUAUACGCGUGGGCAUAAUACUACCAGAAUGACAAGGUGUGCACUGCCCUUGGAUUUGGCCACUGAAUUCCAGUUUCAAAUGACAUUUUUAUUUCUCUUUUAAUAAAGAGAUACUUUAGAACCUUUUUGUUUUAUAUUAACUAUAUAAGUAGCUUAAAGUGAAGAUGUGUGGAUUUUUCUUAAACUUGAAUAAUUUAUGCAAAUUAUAUGCUUAGAACAACAUGUGGUACAGUAAAAAGAAAAAGAGCAAAAAUCACUGUAGCAAUAAGAGAGCAUGUAAUUUUAGUAACUACUACACUGCUUUAUAUUUUAUACCUAGGUGUUUUAUGUCUCUGUGAGUGUGUUACUUUUUCAUGUGUCUAAACCUACAUGUACAAUUUGUACAGAGUCAGAAAUUACAGCUGUAAUAACACAUCUAGAACAGUGUUAGCCUAUAUUACUCAAACACUUGUUUCCCCCUCCAUUUACACCCCUAAACUGAUCUGGAUCUUAAUGCAGUGACUUUAAAAGGAAAACAAAAAAAAAAAAAACCCAAAAUACUUGCCUCUUUUCCUUUCACGCUAGCUUCCCUCCACCCAAGAUACCGUGUUAAGUUUCUUUUUUGGGAAGAGGUCCAGUUUAAAUUAAAAUUAGGGUGCGGUCAGUAAUGUCUGUGCAGCUAGAUUUGCUUCAGGUAUCAGAUGCCUUUUUAAUACUAAGAACUGCAACUGUUCAGAAUUGUGAAGUUUUCAUUGCUUUUGUGGCUAAACUUUUAAAUUAAAAUUAAUCACCUAGUAGUCCAUUUUCACAUAUGUAAAGAGUAAGGACUUGAUGGAGUUAAUGUCCCAAUCUCUCUUGAUUCAAAAGUACUAGUGCUUUUUCAGAAGACAUUAAAUCGUCUAAAAAUUAUAGCUGCGGUUGCUGCUCAGUUUUAAAAAACAAACUAUCUUUCCUGUUCACAGGUUUGGAAAGUUGCCCUCUGAACCUCAUAGAACGGUAGGAGAACAUGACCCAAAAUAGCCCUCUACGAUUUAAGAAUGUAUCCAGUGCCUGUAGGUUAAGGGCUGGUGUUUUCAAUAGGUAAAAUUGGGACACAAAUAGUGGAAAUGAAAUGUAUUGUGAGCCUUAAUUUUAGUUACAGGAGCCAAAAUCUUUAAUUUAGUGCCAACCCUUAUCUUUUUAAGCCUAGGGGGGAGUUGGUGUGAACACCAAAAUUAUAAAUGGGGAAAACCUGUAGUGGUGAAAGGAAUGUAAUCUCUCAUCUGAGAGAAACAAAGCACCUCCAUUAAAAAUAAUGAAUAAAAUAACAAGUUCAGCUUCUUCCUGGGAUAAUGAGAAGGAUACAUAAUAACAAUGAGUUAAAUAAGACAAUAACAUUUUAGGAAACCUUUCUAUAAAGCUUUAUAUGAACAUAAAUGUUUGGGGGAUGCUUUUCUUUUUUUUAAGUGAGGAGAAAGGCAAUGUAUUGACUAUGGUUGAGUUGCACAAGUACGGAGCGUGUGUGUGUGUGUGUGUGUGUGUGUGUGUGUGUGUGUCUUAAUGUCUCAGUAUUGCCUUUGUUAGUCUCUUUAUUAGUCCAUGCAGUUUGGUGGCCUGGUAAAUGCAAGUCUUAUUUUUAACAGCUUUCUUUUUUUUAAAUACAAAAACAUAAAGCUUUAAUGCUUGCUAUUUAAUAAGUAACUGUGUUUUCUUCUGUCUCUAAUUUAGUGGCCAUAAUUUGCAGUUAAUUGAACCAUUCCAACCUAAUGCUUACCCAUAUUUUCCUAGUUUUGUUUUAUUUAUUUAUUUGAACUUCUUGUUUUCAUGAUUGAGGACUUUCACUUCUGUCUCAUUCAUCUGUUUGGAAACUUCUGACCUUACAGCCAAAACUUUACUCAUUCUAUUCAGUAUUCAUCAUGAUGCUGAAGUGUAAGAUACUUGCAAAUGUAAACACUACCACUUUUAUUAAUAAAAACAAAUACAGUGUUUUAGGGCACAUUUGCAUCACUAUAGUUGAGGUUGUGUCAGUAUUUCCAUUAUAAACCCAUAGAGGGCCUAUAUCUUGGCACUAAAUUACCCUAAGCUAAAUCUUUGCCAUACAAGGCUUGUGCUCAAGCAUGAUUUGGUGGGUUGGUUUUUAAACACUUUCCAACACAAACUCUUGUUUCUGGUUUAAGUUAUACAACUGUUUUGUUGGAUGGGGGUUGGUUUAAAGAAAAAUACUGGUUCAAGAUUGUUUUUGGCACUUCUGUAACUCAGAAAUGGUUUUGAUUUAAAAACAUAACCUUUGGCAAGCCAGUAACCUACAAUAUGGUCUGAUCACUUUGGGUAUUUUGUAAAAAUAAUAAUAAAUUGUAGAGAUGUUGUGGUUUCAAAAUCAGCUACUGUGCAUUUGCAGUAACUUAUUUCAACCCAAGGACUUUUAGCAAUCUGUACAUCAGUGCACAUAUCCCUAAUCUGACUCAGCAGCCAGUGUAAUGCAUAUCUCCUGAAGGUUUUUUUUUUUUUUUAUAUAAAAGUGUGGGGAGGUAAAUUAACUACAGACUGAAAAAGGUUCAGCUGCUUCUGAACGCAUGAAAACUGCUCUCUUAAAAGAGAAGCUGCAACUUGGAGGUCUAUAUAAGUAAGUUGUUAGGAGUAGGCUUUGAUGUAAAGCAUAUGAAGGCAUGCUGGAUCAGGUGUCAUAAGUAGGAGCCCACAAGCUUACCGUCAUUUAUCUAAAAUCUCUUCUGAAUCAUUGGCAUUGAGGAUAAGAUUUAACCCCGGGUAUGUGAUGGGGAAUUAGUUUGAGGAACUGGAGCUAAUUCUGCUCCAGUAUGUUGCACAUAAUUGACACCUGCAGCAUAACUUUAUUUUACCAGUAAAUCUAUGCACAGAAAUCCUAGCAUUCAUCACUUUAGAAUCUGAGCACCUUAUAAUUAGUAAUGGCGCAAUAUUCCUGUAAGUGAUGUAGGCUGUUUUGUACUAUAUCCUAUUUUCAAAUGCGGAAAAUGACGUACCAAGAAAAAUGAAAGAUGUACAUAUGAUUACACAGAAAGUUGACCACUGAUACAGAGACAGAACCCAUGUCAUCUGAGUACCAGUCCAGUGCCUUAGUGAUAAUACUGUUGGUGAUUGGUGCUAUACAAAUGCCUAUGAUUGAAAAAGUAAUUCUAAAAUAUAAAAGGAUGUCACUUAUUCCGGAGGAAAGUAAGUUCUCUUCUUUCCCCAACCCUUAUCUAAUAUAAUAUGUGUGUUUCUAAAAAUCCUGGCACUCGUAACAACUCUUCCAUUGAAGUUGAUGAUAAAAAUUCCUACUAACUGAAGAAAUAGGCUCAGGGCCAUAAAACAUUAGCAGUGGAAAUUUAGCACAGAGACAGAUCCUUAUCCCUAAAAUACAUGUUGAGUUUGUAUCACAGAAAAAAUAUUUACAAGCAGAUUUCUGUUUGCACUCCUAGAACAAAACUGUUCCUCAGCUUGAUAUUUCUGAAAAUUCAUCCACUGGGGAAAAGUCUUUCUCUACUGUAACAAACUUUAAAGUGUCUUUGUAAAUGAAAUAAGCUACAAAGGAGAUUACUGAACCUCUGCUGUUGAAAGCCAUUACCUUGAAAAAUCAGCCCACCGGUGACUGACUGACAGGACAGACAUUACAGUUUAACAGACUGAACCUAGUGAUGACCAGUUAGCUCAAAUAUUGUGAGUGGUGUGUUUCAGUUAACUAGGUAGGCAAACUGCUUUAGAAGUACCUUACCGCAUUGCACAGAUUACUAAAAUUUCAGCCAUUGAGUACUGGCUUGAUUGUUUUCAAUUCAGAUGUUCAUGUUAUUAAAAGUCAAAACUGCUUUUUACCCUGUCUGCCUUUAAUGUACUGAGCUGAGCAAAAUGGGUGCAGUUUAAAGCACAAUUCUACUCAGAAAAGCACCUGGGGAGGGACAGGAGGGCGCUAAUCAUCUCUCACUGCAUUAAACAUAUAAAAAUAAUAAGAUACAUUUUUCUAACUGCUGGGCCCUGCAAACUCAGUCUCGUUCUGUGGAAUAAAAUAGGAACUUCUCUAGGUUAACAAUAACAACAAGUGCUCACUGAUACCUAUGAAUCAAGGGGUAACUGAACAAAUAGGUAAUAAAUAAUUUUAACUUCAAAAAAACAUAAAAUAGAAUCUGCAGUUUUUCCAGUUUAGUCUGUCUCAAAAAACUUUAAUAACAGGAAAAAGUAAAGCUUUCAAACAUGACCCCUGAUACAGAGAGAAUGACAGACCUUUGAGGGAGAAGAUACCAAUCUUAGGUUUCUUUUAUGUAAUAUAACAUGCUUUGUAAGGCUGGGGAUACCAGUAGACAAAUGUAAGCAAAUUCAAAAUUAAAAUGUGAAUGUCUCUCCUCACUUUAAUUUACCCAGUUGUUUUAUUAAAUGAGAUGACUGAUACUUUUGUUUGAAACGUACAACUACUAUUCAAGUUUAGAGGAAGAACAGGCCUAUUAGGACAGAGGUGGUAAUGUUGGGAAUUCUCUUGGUUUUGUUGUUCUGUUAUGCAAACUAAGGUUUUUAGGCUGUGAAUUUUAUACAAAUUAUUAAUAGUGAAAUAUAGUGUUUCUGUUGGUAGUUUUCCUGUAUUUGAUACAACUUUGGAAUUGUAUCAUUCUUGCAAGUAAAUUGCUAGAAUGCAGGUGGAGUUCAGGUGGAGAAAGGAACUGCUGUAUAAAGAUCAUGAAUCACCACAUCAGGCUUGUCAAUGUCAGGAUAUCUGGAAGGGGUUUCCAUUCCAGUGCAUUUUCACUAAACUGCCAGUUUUGUUUUGGCAAUAUCAAGAAAGCUGCCAUAAAAAGACCAUAUGGAGGGGUAGGGUGACAAAAACAGAUACACGCCUAUUGAAGACUUCCAAGUAUUGUUGAAAGGUAUUUUAAACUUCUAUUAACCUACAACCAUAGGAGGCAAAAUGUCUUUGCUGAAGUGUGUGUAUGAUGAUUCAUAUAUAUCUCUCAGUAUUUUUAACCUCCCUUGUCUGUUUGCUUGAAGGCACGAUAUCCAAAAUGAAGUCUAAGUAACACAUUUUAUGAAAGUUUUGGUGCUAAUCUUGAGUUCUGUUUCCCACAGGGCAAAGCUGUGCUGGGCUACAAAGUUUCAUCUAUAUAAGAGAGUCUGGAAGCCCAGUGCUGCCAAAUCGAUGGCUGUUGUUAACCUAUUUGUGAUUUAAAACUGGGGAGCCUACUGUGGCCCAGAAACUGCUCUUAUAAUUUAUAUGGUUGAUAAGAGAGACUAGAGCAGCUGUUAAAAAAGUUAUAAGACAACCAAGUUGAAAGUUCAAAGGAACUAGGGAAAGUCAGAUGAACAGACUGCUAAAUUCUUCACCUUGGACGUUAAAAAAUAUAUAUUUAUAGGGGAAGUUCUUCAUUCCCCAGGUAAGUGACCUGAUUUGGAUCCUUACACAAAUUUUCAAAGUCAGAGAAUGUAUUUAUCUAAAAGGCCAGGACAUCCCCAACUGAGGAACCAAUGAAAAAUACACCUACUACCUACAUUAUAGAAGAAACUCGGGGAUAUUUAAGUGAAGUGUAAGCUUAAUGUGUCCAGUUAUCCAUAUGCAAAUCAAGUGGAACUUGCUUUGAAACAAGAAAAUGUUUCCACUAUAGGCUCAUCUUAAGCACAUUGUAAGGCUAUGCGCUUAAACAAUCCACAGUAUAUAAAUACAGUUCCAACAUCUAAGCUGAUGUUUGAAGGAGACUUUAGAAUGGCAUUUUGUCUGUAACAUGGUAACUAUCUUAUUUUUUUCUCAUUCUUAAAAACAUUCUUGUUUUGUCUCUGAGUACUUCUCAGUUACCUAGCGAAGUGUUAGCAUGUUCAGCAUCUAGAAUUAACAGUUACCCAUAAUUUUUAAAAAGUGCUUAAUCUUGAGGUUCUGCUUAAAAAGGAAGAACUCUUCAACCGAACCUCAUUAGCCUGACUUGCUGCUGCUGUAUUAUCCUACUUUCUUAUCUCUAGUUGAAUGUAUCGGCAGAUUUGUAAAGGGCUAACAAUUAUGACAUACAAAUUUAUGC
Messenger RNA from Struthio camelus australis, 8259 nucleotides. The record is from RefSeq and is a predicted model, not a curated record. NCBI's taxonomy places the organism in Eukaryota, Metazoa, Chordata, Aves, Struthioniformes, Struthionidae.